AUGGGCCCCUGUACCGCCUCCUCAUGCUGCUGCCAGGCCCGUAAUCUGCCAUGGGGCCCCCUGUACCGACUCCUCAUGCUGCUUGCCAGGCCAGUAGUCUGUCAUGGGUCCCUGUACGGCCUCCACAUUGCUGCUGUCCAGGCGGUCCCCACACUCUGUCUCAUGUGUGCCACUUUCAGGUCUCCUCACACUGCUGGUGGGUUCCAUUUUGUCAUAGGGUGCUGCAGGAUGGCCUCCCAUUGUGCUGCCCCCGUAAUCUGCCAUGGUGGGCCCCUCGUACGGGCCUCCUCAUGGCUGCUGCCAGGCCCAGUAAACUGUCAUGGGCCCCUGUGACCGCCUCCUCAUGCUGCUGCCAGGUCCAGAGUGCUGUCAUGGGUCCUGUACGCCCUCCCAUUCUGCUGCUGUCCUCCACCGCCACAUUGUGGCUCCACCAC
This is a messenger RNA of Staurois parvus, 434 nucleotides long. NCBI's taxonomy places the organism in Eukaryota, Metazoa, Chordata, Amphibia, Anura, Ranidae. The record is from the annotation of a GenBank genome assembly.